Messenger RNA from Salarias fasciatus (jewelled blenny), 2617 nucleotides. RefSeq names its product dynein cytoplasmic 1 intermediate chain 1a (gene dync1i1a). Gene Ontology annotation, molecular function: dynein light chain binding; dynein heavy chain binding. The record is from RefSeq and is a predicted model, not a curated record. Gene Ontology annotation, cellular component: cytoplasmic dynein complex. Gene Ontology annotation, biological process: transport along microtubule. The transcript is spliced from 18 exons. Lineage: Eukaryota; Metazoa; Chordata; Actinopteri; Blenniiformes; Blenniidae. Bases 303 to 2222 code for a protein of 639 amino acids.
UCGAAGGAGGUGGGAUUUCCUCUCCUCCUCCUCAACAUCAUCUCGCCUCUUCCUCGGGAUGUAUCGGCGUGCUGUGCACCUGUCUUAUGUGCCUUUUGGUUGUGCAGAAAUGCCUCUUUUGCCCCGUUGGUGGGUGUGAUCGUGCCCUCCGGUCCCUCAGAGGCCUGCAGACGCUUUCAUUCACACAGCGGUAGAGGAUGUGUUGAUCUUUUUUUUUUUUUUUUUUUGACGAGGUGCAGCAGUGAGACAGCAUCUUUGCCGGUGACACAUCAUUUUCAGUGGAGAAGCCCCACAGGGACACAAUGUCAGACAAAAGUGACCUAAAAGCCGAGCUUGAGCGCAAGAAACAGCGCCUCGCCCAGAUCAGGGAAGAAAAAAAAAGAAAGGAGGAGGAGAGGAAGAAGAAAGAGGUAAGGAAAAAACAGACGGAGAUCCAGCAGAAGACAGAGGCCACCCCAGAAGACUCAGAUUUAGACCGCAAGCGCAGGGAGACUGAAGCCCUGCUCCAGAGUAUCGGCAUUUCACCAGAGCCUCCUUUAGUCCCGACCCCCGUGUCCCCAUCCAAAUCAGUGAGCACGCCCAGUGAGACUGGCAGCCAGGACUCCACUGAUGGAGGAGCGGCAGGCAGGUUUAGGACACUGCAGUGGGACACAGACCCCUCUGUGCUGCAGCUGCAGGCUGAUUCUGAGCUCGGGCGCCGGAUGCAGAGACUGGGGGCCUCUAAGAUCACACAGGUGGACUUCCUUCCUAAGGAGGUGGUCUCUUACAGCAAGGAGACCCAGACGCCGCACACCGCCCACCUGUCUGAAGUAGAGGAGGAAGAGGAGGAUGAAGAGAUGAUGGAGGCGAAGCCGGGCCCCGAGUCGGAGCAGCAGGAUGAAGACGAGAACAGGGAAAACAAAGACGGCUCGUUCCCGGUGCUGCGGGAGCUGACUGAGGAGGAGAGGCAGCAGAUCCUUCACUCCUCGGAGUUUCAGAGUUUCUUCGACUGCAGCAUCCGGGUGAUGGAGAGAGCUCUGGCUGAAGAUGGAGACAUCUUCUUCGACUACAGCGGCCGAGACCUCGAGGACAAAGAGGGGGACUCUGGCAGCGGCUCCAGCCUGUCCUUCAGCAGACUCUUCUACGACGAGCACUGGUCAAAGCACCGCGUCAUCACCUGUCUGGACUGGUCUCCUCAGUAUCCCGAAUUGCUCGUCGCUUCCUACAACAACAACGAAGACGCCCCCCACGAGCCGGACGGCGUCGCCCUCGUGUGGAACAUCAAGUUUAAGAAAGCCACGCCAGAGUACAUCUUCCACUGUCAGUCGCCGGUGGUGUCGGUGGGCUUCGCCAGAUUUCACCCCAAUCUGGUGGUAGGAGGGACGUACUCAGGACAGAUCGUCCUGUGGGACAACCGCAGCCACCGCCGGACCCCCGUCCAGAGAACCCCCUUGUCUGCCGCUGCACACACUCACCCGGUGUACUGCGUGAACGUGGUCGGCACCCAGAACGCCAACAACCUGAUCACGGUGUCCACAGACGGCAGGAUGUGCUCCUGGAGUCUGGACAUGCUGUCCCAGCCGCAGGAGACCAUGGAGCUGGUGUACAACAAGUCCAAACCCGUGGCGGUGACGGGCAUGGCGUUCCCCACGGGAGACGUCAACAACUACGUGGUCGGCAGCGAGGAGGGCACGGUGUACACGGCGUCCAGACACGGCAGCAAGGCGGGGAUCUGCGAGAUGUUCGAGGGCCACCAGGGGCCCGUGACGGGCAUCAGCUGCCACAGCGCCGUGGGCACCGUCGACUUCUCCCACCUCUUCAUCACGUCCUCCUUCGACUGGACCGUCAAACUCUGGAGCACCAAGCACAACAAGCCUCUGUACUCCUUUGAGGACAACGCCGACUACGUGUACGACGUCAUGUGGUCGCCCGUGCACCCCGCCAUCUUUGCCGCCGUGGACGGCAUGGGCCGCCUGGACCUGUGGAACCUCAACAACGACACCGAGGUGCCGACCGCCAGCGUGACCAUUGAGGGCGCCUCGGCCCUGAACAGGGUCCGCUGGUCCUCUGGGGGGAAGGAGGUGGCCGUGGGCGACUCGGAGGGCCGGGUCUGGAUCUACGACACCGGAGAGCUCUCAGUUGCCCACACUGACGACUGGGCACGCUUCGCUCGCACCUUGGUGGAGAUCCGUGCAAACCGGGCAGACGGGGAGGAGGAGGGGCCUAUGGAGCUGGCUUCAUAGAAAGAAGAAGAAAAAAAAAAAGGACUCCCGGACCAAAGCGGAGGGACUCGGAAAGCUUCUAUCGGUGUCACUGUAGCAUGUGCUUCUCACUCACUUUUCUUUCUCCACCGUACGAGUUUCAUGUCCGAUCGGUUGCGUUUCUUCGCGUUUUCCUCUCCUGGAGACGCAGACCGUUGAAUUGUGUUGAGUGGAUUUCUGACUUCUGCUGACUCGUCCGUCCGUCCUUAUUUAUAUGUUUGAUGACUUCAGGUGACGUGUCGCUUGCAACUUGUGAGCCUACAGUGUAUAAAGAGUGGCAGUCUUAUAGCCUUACGAAGAUAUGUGUACUGUAACGAUGCUUUGCACUACUGUAACGAUAAAGCAGGGUCAGUGGACUUUUCAUGUAUUGUUUACAG